Messenger RNA from Rhipicephalus sanguineus (brown dog tick), 1233 nucleotides. RefSeq lists its product as uncharacterized. Gene Ontology annotation, biological process: microtubule-based movement. NCBI's taxonomy places the organism in Eukaryota, Metazoa, Arthropoda, Arachnida, Ixodida, Ixodidae. The record is from RefSeq and is a predicted model, not a curated record. Gene Ontology annotation, molecular function: ATP binding; microtubule motor activity; microtubule binding.
GAGGAAAAAGUAUUACAACAUGGUCGAAGACAUGAAAGGAAAAAUACGAGUCUACUGUCGUGUGAAACCUCUCACAAGGGAUCAGCAGAACAAGGUUAUGCAGAGUGUGAUUGAUGCCACGGACGACUACACACUGGUUGUGCACGCGCCGCGAGGUGACAAGGAGUUCACCUUCGACAGGGUGUUUAUGCCGCACCAUACGCAAGAAGACGUCUUUGGCGAAACAAACAGCCUGGUGCAGAGUGCCAUGGACGGCUACAACGUGUGCAUCUUCGCCUACGGUCAGACGGGCUCGGGCAAGACGUACACCCUCACCGGGGUCUCGAACACGGAGCAGUUACAGGCCGAAGGCAUCGCACCACGCGCCUUCCGCAGGAUGUUCGAGCUCGUCAAGGAGAACGAAAUGAAGCAGUCGUUCCUGGUGACAGCAACGUUCCUCGAGCUCUACAACGAACGCUUUGUGGACUUGCUCAAGGCGAACAGCAAUCCGGAGGAGAAGCUCGAGGUUCGCAAGGACUCGAGCGGCCACACGUUCGUGCCCGGUGUGACGACAGAGGAGGUGUCCAACUCGGCGCAGUUGUGCGAAUGCUUCGCGCGCGCUCUGAGAAACAGGCGCGUCGCUUGCACGCGCAUGAACGCCCAAAGUUCGCGGUCACACUUUGUCGCCACGGUGGAGGUCACCAGCACGAACCGCUUGAAUGGAGCCGUCCUCAGGGGAAAGCUAAGUCUGGUUGACCUUGCCGGCAGUGAGAGACUGGAUAAGAGUGGAGUUGAAGGAUAUCACAUCAAGCGGCUCGACAAGGCAAAAUGGCAGAUAGAGAGCGGUGGGGGACCUCGGCCCCCGAUGACCAGAAAUGGGCCGUCCAGCAAACAGCAGACGCCGCCAGAGCACAUGGGAGACAACAGCAUCAACAAAUCACUGUCGGCACUCGGAGACGUGAUCCAGGCUCUCGUGACGCAGCAGUCUCACGUGCCCUAUCGCAACAACAAGCUGACCAUGCUCAUGCAGGACUCUCUGGGCGGCACCGCCAAGACGCUCAUCGUCAACGUCUCGCCCAGCAGCGAACACGUCGAGGAGACCGUCAACUCGCUCGUGUACGCUACGCGCGUCCGACAAAUCACCAACGACAUCAUAAGGGCAUCUGAAACGAAAGAAAUCGCCAAGCUUAAAUCUGUGAUUGCAAAGCUGAAGAAGAAAUAGCGCCGUGAAGAACGACGCAACUUAAGUGGUGC